CAGCACUGUCGUGUUGCCGGAAGUAAAUCUCACACGGAUGAGGAAGAGCCUCAGCGUGCCUGCAGCUCUGUGGAGACCCAUGUGAUAAAAACUUCAGCCUGAACAGAGAAAGUGUCAGUGAUAUUAAAAGAAUUCUUCUGUAUAUGCAGGAGAAAGUCAGCAGACAUGCCGAAGAAAGGCAAGAAGGAGACGAAGGUGAAGGGAGCGGAGAAGACAGCUGCCAAGAUGGAGAAGAAGGUUUCAAAGAGGUCCAAACGAGAUGAGGAGGAUCUGGAGGCCCUCAUUGCUCAGUUUCAGAGUCUGGAUGCAAAGAAGACCCAGGUAGUAGAGACGAAAUGUUCUCCUCCAUCACCCAGACUCAGCGCGUCUCUCUCUCCUCACCCUGAGAAAGAUGAGCUCAUCCUGUUCGGAGGAGAAUUCUUCAACGGGAAGAAGACGUACCUGUACAACGAUCUGUAUUUCUACAACAUCAAGAAGAAGAGCUGGGUCAAAUCAGAAAUUCCCAACCCUCCUCCCCCGCGGUGCUCUCACCAGGCGGUGGUUGCACCACAGGGUGGGGGUCAGCUCUGGGUGUUUGGGGGGGAGUUCGCCUCUCCAAACGGGGAACAGUUCUACCACUACAAGGACCUAUGGGUGCUGCACCUUGCAACAAACACCUGGGAGAACAUUAAAGCACCUGGUGGUCCGUCAGGCCGCAGUGGCCACAGGAUGGUCCUCUGCAAGAAUCAGCUGCUGGUGUUUGGAGGAUUCCAUGAGAGUACCAGAGAUUUUAUCUACUUCAAUGACGUCCACUCUUUUUCCUUGGACACCUACUCCUGGUCCCGCCUCGCUCCACAAGGACUCCCCCCCUCCCAACGCUCGGCCUGUCAGAUGACCUCCACUGUUGAUGGUACAGGUGUCAUCAUCUACGGGGGAUACUCUAAAGUGAGAGUGAAAAAGGACGUGGAGAAGGGGACUAUCCACUCUGACAUGUUCCUCCUGAAGCGAGAGGGGAAAGACGGCCAAGAGAAGUGGACCUGGUCCAGAGUAAGCCCCUCUGGGAACAAGCCUCCUCCCCGCUCCGGCUUUUCGUUCGCAGUGGGCUCAGCAGGGCGAGCGGUGCUGUUUGGUGGCGUUCGUGACGAGGAAGAGGAUGAGUCUUUGGAGGGAGAUUUCUACAAUGAUCUUUACCUGUACGAUACAACGAAGAACCGCUGGUUCCCAGGACAACUCAGGGGAAACAAGUCAGAGAAGAAGAAAAGACGGAGGGGGCAGAAGGGUGAAGCAGAGGAGGAGGGUGAAGCAGGGGAGGAGGAGGAGGCGGAGAAACCUCAAGCGCCCACAGAGAUUGUCAAAGAGAUCGUCUCCGAGGACGGAACAGUGAUGACCAUCAAGGAAGUGGUCCCUGGAGCUCAGGAGGAGGAGCCUGAGGAAGAGCCGAAGGAGGAGGAGGAGGAUGACUCAGCUCCCUUGGUGGAGCCAUGCCCGAGGUCCAACGCCAUGGCCACAGCCAGUCAGGGUAAGCUCUUCAUCUACGGGGGGAUGUUCGAGGUCGGAGACCGCCAGUUCACUCUGAAUGACCUCUACAGCCUGGACCUCCAUAAGAUGGACCAGUGGGAGGUUCUAGUGGAAAUAGACCCAAAGGCCCAGGAGUGGCUGGAAGAGUCUGAGUCAGAGGACGAUGAUGAGGAGGAAGAAGAGGCAAAGGGAGCAGAAGGAGAGGAAGAGUCAGAGGAGGAAUGCGAAGAUGAGGAGGACAGUAAGGAUGGAGAAGACCAUCCUGCAGUGAAGGAGGAGGAGACAGUAACUGAUUACCAGAAUCGAACAGAGGGGUACUGGAUAGGACUGGCCCGGGCCAACAUGGGCCCAGACGUCAAGGACAAAAAAGUUGCCAAGGUCGCCCUUGCUAUGGCUAAAGUCUUCUAUGAGGACAAGUAAUGGGAUUACCAAUUCUUUGAGUGACUGUGAGUGUGAGUGUGAGUGUGUGUGUGUGUGUGUGUGUGAGUGUGAGUGUGUGUGUGUGUGUGUGUGUGUGUGGGGGGGGGGUUUCAUUUGUUGUCAAAAUUAUGAAUCCUGUAAUUUAAACUGUCCUGCAAAAUAAUACACAAAUCCUGUGAAGUUACAGAGAAGCUUAAAAUGAAAACCAAAAAACAUCUUCCAACUGAAACUGGUACUCUGAGUGUUUUAUAUUUGUACCUGUAUCACUGCUGUCUUGUCUUGGAGCAACAUUUUCUACAGGUGAGUCAUAAAGAGCAUUUGUCUUUGCUUUAAACUGAUGGACUGAAGGCUCUUUCUUCCUCACAUUUUAUAAAACUUGCAGAAUGCCUUACCAGCCUCCUUCUUUGGCUGUUUGAUUUGAGAACAGAAAUACAAAACUUAUAUGAAGUUGAUUUUGUAUCAUAUUGUAAGGCAUUUAAGAAGAAGCAUGGAAUGGUCAUUUCUUCAUCUCAAACAAAAUAACAGUGGUGUGUUUUCUACAACAAAACUUGUCUCAAUAACUCGUCAUGUGUCCUUGAGAAUAAAUUACAGCUUGACGAC
This is a messenger RNA of Notolabrus celidotus (New Zealand spotty), 2517 nucleotides long. It is a transcript of the gene klhdc4, whose product is annotated as kelch domain containing 4. NCBI's taxonomy places the organism in Eukaryota, Metazoa, Chordata, Actinopteri, Labriformes, Labridae. The transcript is spliced from 13 exons. Bases 166 to 1917 code for a protein of 583 amino acids. The record is from RefSeq and is a predicted model, not a curated record. Gene Ontology annotation, molecular function: protein binding.